Molecule: messenger RNA, 1524 nt
Organism: Aspergillus clavatus NRRL 1
Lineage: Eukaryota; Fungi; Ascomycota; Eurotiomycetes; Eurotiales; Aspergillaceae
Product: putative MFS transporter
Exons: 9
Coding region: 1-1524 (507 amino acids)
Biological process (GO): transmembrane transport
Cellular component (GO): membrane
Molecular function (GO): transmembrane transporter activity
Source: RefSeq, a predicted model, not a curated record
AUGAGUGAGCCAGAAAAAGCCAUUGCUGGCGUUGAGCCUGCUCGGGAUCUUGAGCUCGCCUCUGAUGUCUUUAACGAGCACAAUUCCCAUGACCCAGAGCUUGCCGCUCGCGAGAAAGCACUGGUCUGGAAACAGGACCUGCGCAUCGUCCCGUUAUGUGCAGCAAUCUAUUUGCUUUGCUAUCUAGAUCGAUCCAACAUUGGAAAUGCGAAAAUCCUCAACCAGGAUACGCACCAUGAUCUACUAUCAGAGACCAAAAUGACAUCGUACCAAUACACGAUUGCGCUCAUGGUCUUUCUGAUCGCAUACGCGCUCUUCGAAGUUCCCUCGAACUAUCUCCUGAAGAAACUCAGACCAAGCAGAUGGAUUGCAUUUCUCAUGCUCUCCUGGGGCGCAUGCACCAUGGGCCUAGGCGGAGCACACACCUACGCCCAAGUCACCGGCAUCCGAUUCUUGCUCGGAGUAAUGGAAGCCGGCCUGUUCCCCGGUUUAGUCUACUACCUCACCUUCUGGUACCGCCACUCAGAGCGCUCCAUGCGCGUCGCCCUGAUCCUUGCCUCGGCCACCCUCGCCGGCGCCUUUGGCGGCGCCAUCGCGUACGGCGUCGGCCACAUGAACCAGGUCCAGGGGCUGUCCGCCUGGCGGUGGCUCUUCAUCAUCGAGGGCGCGCCCUCGUGCGCCUCCGCAUUCCUGGUCUGGUUCCUCCUCCCGGACUACCCCGAAUCAGCCCGCUGGCUGAGCCCAGAGGAGAAGGAGCUCGCCGCGCAGCGCCUCCGCACCGAGGGCUCGAAAGGCGAGGCGAAAGCCAUGAGCUGGGGCGACGCAAAGGCCGUGCUGACGGACUGGCGGCUCUACGCGCAUUAUGCGGUCUACUUCGGCAUCUCGGCCCCGUUCUCCAGUCUCUCUCUCUUCACCCCGGCCAUCACCAGCGGGCUCGGAUACACCAACCUGCGCGCGCAGCUCAUGACCGUGCCCCCCUGGGCGGUAGCCUACGUCGUGACCACGGCCGCCGCCUGGUCCGCCGACCAUUUUAACAGUCGCGGCCUCCACUCCGCGCUUUUCUCCUUCAUCGGCGCCAUGGGCUUCCUGGCCUCCGCCGUCCUCCCCCCGGACGCAUACCUGGUAUCUACAUAUUCUCCUCUCACUGUUCUAUACAAGACUAACCUCCCCAACCAGCACCGCUACGGCUGCCUUAUCGUCGCCACCAGCGGUUCCUUUGCCUGCAUCCCCCCGCUUCUCGGCUGGCUGUCCUCGAACCUCGGCUCCACGGCGGGGACGGGGCUCGCGAUUGCGCUGAACAUUUCCGUCGGUGCGCCGGGCCAGAUCGUCGGUGUGUGGAUCUACAAGGUCAAUGAAGCGAAGAAGGGGUAUCCGACGGGCCACUGGACGAAUGCGGGGCUGCUGCUGUUUGUUUGUGUGGGGUGCAUUGCUCUCCGGGUGUAUUAUGGGUGGCUGAAUCGCCGGGGUGGAUAUAUCGGGAAGAAAAGAGAGGAGAAGAAUACUACGGACGCCGUCAGUGACUAA